GUCCACCAUGUCCAUGCAUGGGGUAACCCCCCAUUGAUAUAUGAGAAUUACUUAAUGUCCAUUUCAUGAAAAGUGUCAUGACAACGUUAUUUAAACAAACUAAAGAACCCCUUUCGUAUUUAGUUUCAGUAAAACCGAAGAUAUGACAACAUUUGAAAACAAGUGAAGUGUUUCCGGGUCAAUUGUUUAGCCACUAGCAGACGUGGCCUUGCACGUUCGGCGUAAAGUGCAUCAAUCACAAAUCGUCAGCUGCAAUUUAAUUGGUUUCAACAAUUGUAGGAUUAAAAAUCAUAAUAGUAGUGUGUACAAUGUGUAGCGUGGUGUAAAAGGUGCAAAGUUAAGGGCGUUAUUAGCGCAGUGGAGCCUGUUUGCUUAGGCCGCGCCGCCCCGUCGCCAUGGAAACGUCGCAGCUGUUUGCCGCUCGCAGCGUGGAACCUUUAGCGUUACAAUAAGUUACUCUUCAUCUUCUUGUUGAAUUCAAACAUAAAUACACGGACACGUCAGCGAUUAAGCUCUCUAUUACAAGUGAACGUUAGCCAUGGGCAGUCGAAAGAACAGCGUGGCUUCCAUUUCAAGUCGCAAGUCAGAUGCCAUUGUCAAAAGGUCAGAAGUCAUCGAUAGGUCAGAUGUUGGUGAAAAGUCAGAACUGAAUGGAAGGGCAGGAGAGGAGGAGUUCUACCGGCAGUGUAGAGCCGCCUACCUGAUGGUGUGCAAGAGCACGCUGGAGAAGAUAACCACUCGUCAGCAGCUUUGUCAAGUUCUGCAGCAUGCUGGGAGGAGCCCGUCCCGCCGUGCGCUGGAACAAUACUUCCCGGUGUCGAUGUCGGCGCUGGACUUUGAGGACGUGUGCGAGGUGGCACGGCAGGAGAGGCCCGUGGCACGUGAGGAGCUGCUCGCUGCUUUUCGCAAGAUCGACCGCAACAGCGACGGCUUCCUCACGCUCGACGAGCUCCGGCGGGUGCUCACCACGAGAGGGGAGCGGAUGACUUUGAAGGAGCUACAAGGAGUGUUUGAAGAUGCCGAUGUUAACCGUGAUGGAAAGCUGGAUUAUGCAGAGUUUUGCCGGAUGGUGUUGGAAACCGCUCGGCAGUGUGAGCGGAUGGCGCUGGAGCGACUAGAAGCGGACGGCAGGGGUAGAGUGUGGCAACUGGGCAGCCAAGCAACGGAGAGGGGCAUCGCGUCACGCACAGGCAAGAGCGAAGCCUCGCCCCGAGCGUCGCCACGUGUCACCCCGCAGCCAGCCAUGCGGGCAGCCUCCAGGCCAUCAUCGUCGGGGCGUGAUCGCCGACCCUCCGUGUCCUCUGUGGUCAGCGUCUCAGCUGGCAAUGCACGUGGAAAGCUUCCCGAGCCGAAGAACCUUAAGGACUGGAAACACAUCCGCAGCAAGGGUUGCUUCUUCGUGGAGGAGGAUGGCAGCUUGGUGAGCCAUCACUACCGUCUGGAGCUGACACAGCCAACCAGUGUUUACAUCACCGUGCAGCCUCUAGACCUGAGCCCAGAGGAUGGCCCAAGGUCUACCUGGUUUGGUGUGGACACAGCUGUGUUCAUACUGCGAGAUAACGGUGACUCUGCUAACGCGAAGGAUCUGGUCAGCUUUACCGAGCUUUGUCACAAGGAGACGUUUGCCUGGCGCGGGGACCUUCAGAAAGGCUCCUACCUCCUUGUGCCCUUCACCACGGGCUGUCGCCUGCGUAAGCGGAGUAGCACUGCCGCCACCGCCAGCAAGAGCACCGCCCUCAUCACGACAGCUGAGAACGGGGAACUGGAGCUCACGCGCCAGUUCCGGACAAUCCUGUCGGAUAUCUUCGAGAUCAUAGAUCUGGACGGGAACGGGCUGCUCAGCCUGGAGGAGUACAACCUGUUUGAGUUGCGCACCAGCGGGGAGGAGUGCGAUUCCAGCGCCUGGGAGGUGUGCAAAGCCAACUUCGACAUGAAGAGAAACGAGCUGACCCGCCAGGGCUUCCUGGAUCUCACGCUCAUGGAGGCCAGGGACCAGGGUGGCGACCCUAGAGAUUUGUGGGUCACCUUGGAGGCCAUGGGAUACAACCGGGAUCUGCAUCUGGAUGAGGCGUGCCCGCUGGUGCUGGAUGUGUUCGCGGAGGAGGUGCGCCCACGGCUAAGCGCUCUGCCCGUGGAGGCGCUGGGCUGGCGCCUCACCCGUGCCGUCUGCGAGGCCACGGCGGGCAAGGGGGAGGCGCGGGCGCUGGACGCCAGCGAGAGCAUCGUGGUGCACGUGCAUCGCAGCGAGAGCCGUGUCACCACCGUGCUGCAGAACAAGCGCGACAUCAAAGUUGUGGUGCGCGUCGAUUGCUCCCAGAGCAAGAACUGCGUAAGCAGUCGCGGCAUGGACGUGUUCGCCGUUGAAGUCCCUCCCCACACUACAGUGAUCGGGCACCAUGUGAUGCCCAUGAACGAGCGACACGACUGGGUAUACAACUGCACGGAGACUCUGCUGACCUGAAGCACAGAACGCUCAUCGUCCCUCCUCUGAUUCUUUCUGGGAUUCUUCCCACUCAUGUGGGAGUCUGUCUUCCUGAUCCUUUUUCUCGAUCCCUUCCUAUUCCUGCACCAUCUCCAAAUCCACUCUGCAGUCCUUUAUUUGUCGGUUUACCACUUUGAAAACUAACACUAAACUCACAUUUUUUUACCAGGUAAGGCCCACUGAGCUAUAUAGCCCACAAAUGAUAGCUGAACAAAGUGGCUUAUCACGUGGAAAUUUAUAGUAGCCAUAUACUCUUAAGCACGUUUCUAAAUGUGGAGGGAAAAACCGGACGACCUGGUGAAAAAUCCACGUAACCAUGGGAGGAAAUGCAUACUCCCAUGUAUAUAGGCGUCUAAGAGUCGGGAUCGAACCCACAACCUGUAUACCAGCCGAGGUUGUUAACAUCUUGCCACCGUGAGAUGCUAGAGGGAGCCACCUCUCUCUAGCCCUGCCUCGGUAUGUGCGCUGGUGUUUCCACGUUCAUUGCGUUUCUCCCUAUGUGGGUUUCCUUUCCACUCGUGGCACGUCUUAGCCAUCCGAGUUGCCUUUCAGCUUGUCCGACUGAGAUGGACACCACUCUUGCCUUCUUCCUGGUACCUUAAUUUCUGACCCGAUCCCGUCAUGUGAUCACCGAUUCCAUCUCGUCGUCAUUAUUUGUCAUCUGAAGCGAGCCUACCGCUCUAUGGCCUCUAAAGUGGCAUCUUUCAUUCAUACUCAUUCAGUGUUGUGUGAUGCGGCUUGUGAUUUAACCGUUGAUUUUGGUUUGUGUUUGAAUGGGAUUGGUGGCACUGGGGGUAGUGUUAUUGUUAUGUUUUAAUAAUUUGAAUGCUUAGUGGUGGUGGUGUCUUUAUAUCUUAUAUCAUCAUGGAUAAAUGAAGGUAUAAAUGUGUUCACUUAUUUGUUUACAAAUAUGUUUUUUGGCUACAAAAUUGUAGUUUAAUUUACCUUGCUGGAUCUUAAUGCACAUUUCUAAACGUUGCCAUAUCUUCCCCAAAAGCGCACGCACACAUUGUUACAAUCCCUGUUGUUAAUGGUGGAACGAUUUAGGCAUUCAUGUACCAAUCAGUUUUAGUGUGCCAGUCAGUUGCCUUUGAAUGUUGUACAAUCUUGAAAACGCAGUUCAAGCCUAAACAUUCCACAUACGAAUGUGCAAAUGUAAUUAUUAACUCUUGACACAUGCCUGUUAUAUUUCGAAUUGCUAUGUAUCCAGGUGAUUAGUUAAUGUGAGCUAUUCUGGCCUUGCAGUGAUUCUCGGUCUGCCCACCCUUUUGCAGCCAAGGAACAAACCAUUCAUGCCUGCGAUUAUAACAGCUGUGUAUUUUUGGAAGAAAAAAAACCAUUACAAAUA
Messenger RNA from Lethenteron reissneri (Far Eastern brook lamprey), 3830 nucleotides. It is a transcript of the gene EFCAB7, whose product is annotated as EF-hand calcium binding domain 7. The record is from RefSeq and is a predicted model, not a curated record. NCBI's taxonomy places the organism in Eukaryota, Metazoa, Chordata, Hyperoartia, Petromyzontiformes, Petromyzontidae. Gene Ontology annotation, cellular component: plasma membrane protein complex; ciliary membrane. Gene Ontology annotation, molecular function: calcium ion binding. Gene Ontology annotation, biological process: positive regulation of protein localization to ciliary membrane.